Molecule: messenger RNA, 1756 nt
Organism: Prorocentrum cordatum
Lineage: Eukaryota; Dinophyceae; Prorocentrales; Prorocentraceae
Source: the annotation of a GenBank genome assembly
UUUCUUCGCGGUGCACAGCGGCAGACGACAGCAGCGCCACCUGCUCGCGCAGCAGCGCCUUCUCGAAGCGGAGCAGCCGGAGGGCGGGCACCUCAGCGGCUGCCGCGCCCCCGCCGAGCAGGAGCGCCGCUCCGAGGGCGCGCUCGUCGUCCUCCAGGCUCGUGGCGUACCCCAGCAGGUGCGCCUCGAUCAGCUCCGCCACCCGCCCGCGCGCCGCCGCCUCCUCGCGGACGGGCGCUUUCAGGAAGCUCCAGUCCCCGAGGCUGGCCGCCUCUGCCGGCAGCUCGCCCUCGGACAACAGGCUGGCACGCACGGCCGCGAACAGGGGGCUGCCCUCGGCCCGGCAGUCCGGCAGCCACCAGGCCUGGAGGCUCUCGUCGCAGCCCGCCUCGGCACACUGCUCGACCAGCCUCCGCCGCCACUCGGGGUCGCUUUCGCGCACCAGCGCGGCCCGCGGCACGACGAGCUCGGCGGUACACACCGCGCUGCAGGCGUCGAAGAAGCCGUAGCGCUCGAAUAGGUCCAGGAAGUCCGCGGACGGGUCAUAGCACUGGGUGAUCUCGUCGCCUGGGUCGAUGGGCUGCACGGCUUCGAAUCGCACCGAAUCCUCCAGGACCCUCGUCCUCACAGUGGGCACGUUGCUGGAAUGGUUCGCGAUGUCCCAGCCCGGGCAGAGAGCCAGCCCCCGCUUGCCGCACGUGGUCAGCGCCCUCGUGCUGCAGAUCAGCUUCGCCCGCAAGUACUGCGAGGGCGCCACGGCGAGGCCGUGGUCCACCAGGUGCAGCGCUCUCCUGCUCCGCCUCAGCGAGCAGACCACGCGCCCGCCGCCACGGCACGCUGUGGGCAAGCCGCCGUGCGACGUCCCCGUCGCUAGGCCAGCAGGCCAUCAUGGUAGCGUCGAAAUACCCAGGCGGACACACGCGCUCGAAGUUCGGGUCACUGGCAACCAACCCAUGGCACGCAGCGGAGUGACGCCCCCCGCCCCCUAGCCGUGGCCAACCGUGCGCACCGAGCCCAACACCCCCCACGAAACCUCCACAGCUGCGCAAGACCUCCCGCCCCGCAGGCAACGACUGCUGACAAUACCCUCCAAGAUGAUCGUAUCGUGUUGUAUAUCGAGCGCUCACGCGUCACAAUCGUUCGGGCGGUUCUCGAAGGGUCGCCAUACAGAGAGUGAUGCGCUGGCACGCGGCCGAGCUUCCUGCGGGCCACCUCGAACCACGCGAGCGCCAUCUAACGCGAGCGCCCUCUAAAACAUCAGCAGACAAUUCAGGGGCAAGUGAACGCAAUCUGUUCGUCCAUGGGCUUGCUGUCCGGCUGCCAGUGGCCCGAGAAGUAAAUGGAGCGCGGGUCCUCUGGCCUCUCUCUCAGCAGUACUAAGAGCGCGACCAGCAUCCUCCCGAACAAGUCGUCCGCCGGAAUCCUGUCGGACAUGUGGUGGCCUGAGAGAUCGCUGGAAGUCACGCACAUGUCAAACGGUAUUUCGAGCACGACGGUCCCAACUGCUGCCUUCGCCGUGGCGCGUAGCGCCACGUUGCCCUCCGCCACCUGGAACGCUUCGACUAUGCCCUUGCCCAGCAGCGCGGCCGACGCUUCCUGCAGGCGGAGCGAGCUAUUGACGCCCCCACUGUCCAGCGGCGCUGACGAGCUACAUACUGACAUCACAAAAUCCCUGGAUAAACGAACGCCACGAAACAGGCUGAUCGGGAAAACAAGCGCCGUCGAACACCGCGGGUCUAAACUGAGCCAAAUAGCC